GUUAUUCUCCACGAGAGUUGUAAAAAAAUACCAGUCCUUUGUUACCUUAUAGCCUCAGAUCGCCUUGAAGGGACUAGAACAGUCACUUCUACUUCUCAUCUUUUAAAGCAGUACUGCCAACAAUCAUAAUGAUGAACUUUCAAACAAUGUUGCACAAUGUUUCUAUUUUUUUUCUGCUGUUCUGCAUUUGGCUACAAAAAGAAGUAAAUUGCUUUGUUCACCACAAUUCUCCUCCAGAUUCAGGUUACCUUCGUUUUACAUACGAAGCCACUGAUUUCUCUCCUGCUAAAGCUUACGAUUACAUCAUUAUCGGUGGAGGGACUGCUGGUUGCCCGUUAGCUGCCACUUUAUCUGAAUCAUAUUCUGUCCUGCUACUUGAGAGGGGCAGUAGUUUGAACAAGAGCGUUUUGUAUGAAAGUAAUAUCUUUCCGAAUCUCCUAGCUGCAAAUGAUAAUGAUUCACCGGUUCAAACUUUUGUUUCGGAAGAUGGUUUACAGAACGCAAGGGCGAGGAUUUUGGGGGGCGGUAGCAUGAUAAAUGGUGGAUUUUAUUCGAGAGCCGAUGACUACUUUUACGAUAAUGCAGGUAUCCAAUGGGAUAUGGGAGCUGUUGAAAGAGCCUACGAGUGGGUAGAAAAUAGUAUUGUUACUCGUCCAGCACAUUUAAAUAGGUUUCAAACUUCUUUCUUUAAUGGGUUACUCGAAUCAGGAGUUGAUCCUGAUAAUGGGUUCACCUUUGACCACGUUCGAGGAACCAAGAUUGGUGGUUCGACAUUCAAUGAUUCGGGGAUACGACAUGGGGCGGUUGAGCUUCUGAACAAUGCCAACCCGGAAAAUUUAGAUGUGUUGGUUCAUGCGAUGGUCGUCCGGGUGAUCUUCUCCACCUCUGACCCUUUAGCUGCGGUUGGAGUUGCAUACCACGAUUCAAAUGGAAAGUAUCACGAAGUUCAUGUAAGAACAAAUGGAGAGGUAAUUUUGAGUGCCGGAGCAAUUGGAAGUCCACAACUUUUGCUGGUAAGUGGACUCGGGCCAACUUCGUACCUUUCAUCCUUGAAUAUUCCUAUUGUUCUAGACCAUCCUUUCAUCGGGCAGUUCAUGGCUGAUAAUCCACGAACUGGGGUAAAUAUCUUGCUUCGAGAUUCAAUAACAGAUUUAGGCCUUCGUGUGGUUGGGAUUACUGAAAGUGGACCAUACAUUGAGUCGAUUACCAUCGCCCCAAACACACCUCUCAUGAGUAUCAUACCUUCUGUGGGUGCAGUGGCACUUUUUAACUCAAGUGUGCAGAUAAUUGCUGGAAAGAUUACUAGGCCUAAAUCAACAGGUUCAUUACAUCUCUUAUCUGAAUCUAAUGUAACGGUUAGCCCAAGCGUCCGCUUUAAUUACUACAAUCACACCGAAGACGUAAAUGAAUGCUGGAACGCUGUGGAAGUUAUUAGAAAACUGUUGGCUACUCCAUCCAUGGAAGAGUACAAGUUCGGUGGACAAAAUUUUGAAUUUAUUGGGUUGCCGUUACCUAAGGAGUCAUCUGAUUACGAGACCAUUGCGAAUUUCUGUCGUGACACUUUGUCCACAUUUUGGCAUAUCCAUGGUGGAUGCUUGCCUAACAAGGUGGUUGAUAGCAAUCUGAAAGUCAUGGGGGUUGAUUCUUUACGAGUCGUCGAUGCUUCAACAUUUUUUAACUCACCGGGAACAAAUCCUCAGGCAACCAUUAUGAUGUUAGGCCGGUAUAUUGGUGUGAAAAUGCUUGAAGAGAGAGUAGCAAGUCAAGGGCAUCCGUUCUUAGAAUACAUCUAGUGUAUUGUAUCUGAUGUGUCAUUUAUGUCUUACUUCCGCCUUUUAAUAAUAUCACGUUAACUAAUAAGAUUAGUUUAAUAAUAGAUUGAACCUGUUGUGUUGAAUGGGUUCAUUACUAGAAAA
Helianthus annuus (common sunflower) is the source of this 1916-nucleotide messenger RNA. Its product is annotated as (R)-mandelonitrile lyase 1. Gene Ontology annotation, molecular function: flavin adenine dinucleotide binding; oxidoreductase activity, acting on CH-OH group of donors. The record is from RefSeq and is a predicted model, not a curated record. Lineage: Eukaryota; Viridiplantae; Streptophyta; Magnoliopsida; Asterales; Asteraceae. Bases 129 to 1793 code for a protein of 554 amino acids. The transcript is spliced from 3 exons.